GGGAAAUUGCAUGGUCGCCACGGGGAAAUGGGAGCAGCACAUUGACAUGGAGGAAACAUGCAAAUGCAGAAGCACACGUGGGCCACAGCUUUUCUCUAUUCCUUAAAAACUCCGAACCCAACUCCACUUCCCGUGCAAAUAGCGCGCCUACUGUAACUACCCUCAAGCGAAGGGAUUAUCCACCCGCGAUCCGUAGAGCGCCACCCAGAAAAAAUUUCCGUCAUAAUUACUUGGAAGUUUCUGUCAGAUGCAAUGUACCCUUAGGGGUCAAGAAAAGAAGACACUUAUGAUACAAUAUUUUUAGAGCAGCAAACUAGCUGAGACCAGUGUUUUUGCACUAGAAGAGUCUUCCUAGCCCAUCAAGAGCACCACAGUCACUAAGGUUCAGCUGGCCUUUCAAACAUGAAGAGACCUCAGAAUACCAAAGCAGCCGCCCAAAGGCUUGCUCGGGUAAUGGCUCAUCAAUCAACUGAUGAUGAUGAGGAGGAAGAUGAUUUAUAUGAUUUUGACAAAAGCAUUCCCUCAGCUGGCAUAGGACUUGCUGGUGGACGGCAAACUAAAAAUCGUCCCUCAGUGUCAGUUCGUAGCUCAGUAGAUCUACCACCAUCUGCCCGUCCAACACUAGGAAUCAGACCAUCUGCAGCCGGUAACUCAGUGGAACAGCAGCCUUCAUCAGCUCGUUCGUCAUCUCUUCUUCGGCCAUCUCCGCUCAAGCCCGCAGAACCACCUCCAUCUCAUCAUUCUUCCACAGCUAGUCGUUCAUCUCAACUGAUAGACUCCACUGAAGAAGCACAACCACCGUCUGCUCGCUCUAAUGCUGGAAGAACUUUGGCUUAUACAAGUUCUGUGGAGCAACCUUUGUCUGCUCGUUCUUCCUCAGUUGGCCGGCCAAAUCUAAGGGACAAGACUGCUCCACUGGCACCAAGUUUACCUCCAAUAAAGCCAGGAGCAUCUGUAGCUGCAGCUGAGUCUCAACAUGACAAAAGCAAGGAUAAUAAAAGGACGUCGCUAGAUUUUGGAACUUUCAAAUAUAAAGAGCCCAGCGGGCCACAGGCUUCUUCUGCUCUACAAGAUGAGCUUGACAUGCUUCAAGAAGAAAAUGAAAAUUUAUUGGAAAAGCUUCGGAUGGCGGAGGAACGGUGUGAAGAAGCAGAAUCAAGAACUAGGCAGCUUGAGCAACAGAUUGCAUCUUUUGGAGAAGGUGUAUCUUUAGAAGCUCGGCUUUUAAGCAGGAAGGAAGCAGACCUUCAGAGAAGAGAGGCUGCUCUUAAAGCAGCAGCAGAAACCUAUGGUGGAUGUAAUGAGGAAAUUGCAGCUCUCCGAACGGAAGCUGAGAUUGCAAGGGAUGAAGCUAGUGCAGCUUUGGAUCAGCUCCAUGAUAUUGAGCGUGAAUCUCAAUCACUUAAGACAAUGACACAGAGAAUGAUAUUGACUCGACCAGAGAUGGAAGAGGUCGUUCUCAAGAGAUCUUGGCUUGCUCGAUGCUGGAGUUUAUGUGUUCGUCAUGGUAUCCAUGCUGAGAUAGCUGGAGCAAGAUACGAAUAUUGGUCAUCUCUUGCUUCCCACCCUGUUGCAGUUAUAUUGGCUGCAGGACAGAAAGCAAAGCGUGAAAAUUCAUCAGUUGAAAGUGAUUCGGAAGAAAGGGAGAAAAUUGUCGAGGACAAGGAUAAAAUUUCCAAAAGGGCCAAUGUUGAAAGCAUGCUUUUGGUCGAAAAAGGUCUUAGAGAACUGACCUCGCUUAAGGUAGAGGAGGCAAUAGCCAUAACACUCGCACAAAAGCGUCGCCCCACUAUUGUAAGAUCUGAGGAGUUGAAGCUGCCGACGGAUGGCCAGAGUUUUGCAGAAGCAUUUGAACUGAGUGAAGAGGAGUCUGAAGAUGUGCUUCUUAAGCAGGCUUGGCUGACGUAUUUCUGGAGAAGAGCGAAAAAUCAAGGCGUGGAGGUCGACGUUGCGGAGGAAAGACUGCAGUUCUGGAUCAACCAAGGGAACAAGCCACCGACUUCACAUGAUGCAGUGGAUGUGGAGCGUGGUAUGCUGGAGCUCCGGAGGUUGGCGAUCGAGACCAAGCUGUGGGAAGAAACUCGUAGGGAUAUCGAUCCGGAUGCCGUAGAGAAGACACUUUUAGAAACCGAAUUACAAAUGUUGGGCUGAGCGUUUCCGUUUGCCCUUUCCUCGCCACCCUGGAUCGCCCUGUAGCCAUGCUGCUGACGGUAUUCGAUCUCUCAAAAUAUCUGGAGCUUGUUCUUCCUGAGAUUUCACUUUAUUACCUAGUGCUUUUGAUGAAUCCUAUGAUUGGUUUCUCAUUUUUAUCAGUCUUCAGUUUGGAAUUCAUUGCAGAGAUUAUGUAAUGAAAUAUUUCCCUCUGAUGAGGAAAUUUUUUACAACAAUUUUUAGUGCUAAAAAUAGUUUUUGACAAAUUCUCAGUUUGGGUUUGAUUGUGAAGUGGUAAAAAAUUAGCUGCUCUGACAAUGA
This is a messenger RNA of Sesamum indicum (sesame), 2472 nucleotides long. RefSeq lists its product as uncharacterized. Gene Ontology annotation, biological process: cytokinesis by cell plate formation. NCBI's taxonomy places the organism in Eukaryota, Viridiplantae, Streptophyta, Magnoliopsida, Lamiales, Pedaliaceae. The record is from RefSeq and is a predicted model, not a curated record.